Messenger RNA from Phlebotomus argentipes, 1557 nucleotides. Its product is annotated as putative fatty acyl-CoA reductase CG8303. The coding region runs from base 1 to 1557 and encodes 518 amino acids. NCBI's taxonomy places the organism in Eukaryota, Metazoa, Arthropoda, Insecta, Diptera, Psychodidae. Gene Ontology annotation, cellular component: peroxisome. Gene Ontology annotation, molecular function: alcohol-forming very long-chain fatty acyl-CoA reductase (NADP+) activity. Gene Ontology annotation, biological process: long-chain fatty-acyl-CoA metabolic process. The transcript is spliced from 3 exons. The record is from RefSeq and is a predicted model, not a curated record.
AUGGAGGAAUCCACAGGAAAAUUGUGUAGGAUCAAAGACUACUUCUCCGGACGCAGUGUGUUGCUGACGGGCGGCACGGGCUUCAUCGGCAUGGCGCUGAUUGAGGGAUUGCUGAGCGCCAGCCCGGAUCUGGGGCGCGUCUUUGUGCUGGUGCGCGAGAAGCGAGGCAUGUCGCCGGAGGAGCGCGUGGCGCGGCUGCUGAGCAGCGAGAUCUUCGCGCACCUGUCCGCCGAGGCGCUGGCCAAGGUGGUGCCGGUGGUCGGCGAGCUGACGGCCGAGAACCUGGGCCUGAGCGCCGCCGUCCUGGCGCAGAUCCGCGACAGCGUGAGUGUCGUGAUCCACAACGCGGGUCUCAUCAAGUUCAAUCGCACUCUGGCCGAGGCUGUGCAGAUGAACGUGCUGAGCACUCUUCGCUGCAUUGAUCUAGCCAAGAGCCUCCACCAUCUCUCUGCCUUCAUCUACUCAUCCACUGUACUAGCAAAUUCUAACGUUGCGGGUCGUGUGCGCGAGGAAGUGUACAAAACUAAUCGAAGUCCUCGUGAAAUGAUUCAAUUGGCACUCGAGACGCCGUCCAGCUUGAAUAGAAUUCCUGAAUUUAAGGAAGCCUUUAUUGAGGGUCACAUUUCGUCGUAUACAUUCACAAAGCAAUUGGCGGAAAACCUUAUCCUUGAGGAAAUGGCGGGACUUCCAGUAGGCAUCAUAAGACCUUCUUUGGUUCAUGGAUUCUACGAACAUCGCAUUCCUGGCUGGUUUGGUAGUUCUCAAAGCGGUCACUGCAAUUGCAUGAGAGGACAUGUCAAAGGGAUAGCUCGAACCUGUGUGGGCUAUCCAGAUACUCAAUUCACAAGUGUUCCUUGCGACUACGUGGUCAAGGCUGCGCUGUGUCUGGUGGUCUUUCUAAGUUCACAGUCUGCUCCACAAAACAAGCCAACAAUUGUCCAUUUAACUAGCACAAGGAAUGCCAAUCCACUUACCAAUCAGCAAUUCUGUGACAUUCUCAACGAGGAAUCAUGGAAGAGUCCUUGUGACUCCUAUGCCUUGUUGCCUAGACUUAAGCUCCGCAACGGAUGGCGAAUGGAAGUCUUCUUCCUCUGGCUCACGCUUUUCCACGUGAUUAUGUAUAUUCCAGAGAGGGUAUUCAAGUUGUCGCCGAAAUGGAUGAGAGGUUUCAGAAUGCUGUCGCUGCAGUACAAUUCAAUGAAGUUCUUCAAAGAGCACGGCAUACGUGAGUCGGAUUAUUGCUUAGACAACUCAAAGGAUUUGCUGAGACAAAUGCAUCCUGAUGACAUUGAAAAGUACUCCUUCGACAUUGACAGAGUGAACUGGAGGAAAUGCCUGGCUCAGUGUCUCUUCUGGGCCAGGAAGUCGUAUUACAGGGAUUCCGGGUCAGUGACAUGGAUGCAUCGGGUUGUUCAGUACUUAUUCUUGGGAAUGGAAUGUUUAGGCUAUCUGACUGUGUUCAAGAUAGUGAAAUUCCUCAUCAUGUUCUUCACUGGGAGCUUAGUUUUAAGUACAACUGUGGGUCUCUUUGCUGCGCUAUUUGCUUACUGGCUAUAG